UUCAACAAUACGACGAAGAGUAAAGAACCAGUUUGCUUUCGGAAUAAUUUGAUAAAAAAAUAUGUCCAACAAACAUAAGAUCCAUCAUUCCAAGUAUGAAUUUAGUGAUCCAGCUAUCAAAGAACAUAUGCGUACAUUCCUGCGCCAAUUUGAGGACAACUUUAGAAAGAAACAUCAUCUACCCAUUGAUCCGGAUCUGACUCACGUGGUUCCAAGGCGAUUGUAUCGUCAUGUGGCCGAUAUCGUUAAACUUCAUCCCUACGAUGAUCGAGAAUUCGAACACAUUCUGGAGGGACGUCUCAAAGAAAACUUCCGGGACACCGAAGCAAAAGAUUCGGACAGCCUGACGCCGGAAAUGGGCGAAGAAGAUGAGGACGAAGAGCGGGAAUCUAAAUUCGAGCUGAAAAUUGACCCCAAAUCCAAGCCACGGGAACUCAAACUGAAACACGUCAACUGGAUGGAGGGAUUCCUGAAGAAACCUCGCAAGGAGCGCAUCCAGUGGCAGACGAAGCUGUACAAAUCGGACAAGAAGCUGCUGGAGAAGCCACUUUUCGAGCAGGUCGAGGAGUUGAUCGAUCUCGGGGCGCAGGACUUUGCCGAGUGGCUGAAUACCCUGGGGGCGGAAAAGUCGAACAUCACCAAGGACAUUAUCAAGGAGCUGUUUUCGAUUGGGGUGGAAGGAGAUUCGGCCAAGGCGCUGUACGUGGAACCGAAGGAAAUCCGAGCCAUUCCGGUGGAAGUUGCGAGAGAUUGGGAUCUGCAUUAUAUGGCACUGCAGCGCAAAAUCGCCCAGGUGAACAAAAGCGACCGGCAGCUGGCGAAAGUUCCGGAACGGCAUAUCGCUUUCGGGCAAACGCUUCCGAUGGGCAUGCGCCGUUUCAAACGGUUCGACGAUAUCGAUGAAAUAGUACCGAACUUUCCGGAGGAUAUGAAAACGUUCGAAAAAGUCUUCAAGGGCAUUACCCAUCUGCGAUCGGUCAAACUGCUGGUGGAACAUCUGAGGGACCAUCCGGACGUCCACCGGCCCAAGUAUCUGGUCGAGCAGGGCAUGUUCAAACCGAAGGAAGUGCGCCAGAGCGAUCGGGUGCCGCUUUAUAAGCUGUUCAUGAAGGGGUCUUCAGCGGUGCCGUGAAAUUUUCGUAGGAUUAAUUAGGAUUUGUUUUAUUAGUAGAAAUGAUAAUUUUUAAUUGUUAUGAGAAGUAAAUUCAAAAUUG
This is a messenger RNA of Uranotaenia lowii, 1214 nucleotides long. RefSeq lists its product as uncharacterized. The coding region runs from base 62 to 1132 and encodes 356 amino acids. NCBI's taxonomy places the organism in Eukaryota, Metazoa, Arthropoda, Insecta, Diptera, Culicidae. The transcript is spliced from 4 exons. The record is from RefSeq and is a predicted model, not a curated record.